Molecule: messenger RNA, 1931 nt
Organism: Fusarium oxysporum Fo47
Lineage: Eukaryota; Fungi; Ascomycota; Sordariomycetes; Hypocreales; Nectriaceae
Exons: 1
Coding region: 411-1700 (429 amino acids)
Source: RefSeq, a predicted model, not a curated record
GCUUGGAAGCCACUUUGGGCCAGGGAAGCGGUAAGGCCUUGACUGUGUCUCUCGGCUUUACUACGUACAUAAUUACGACUGACUUACCUUACCUUGACUGAACUCUCUCUGCCUGUCUUGUCUGCUGCAGCUUGCACGAUUUCGCAUUUGCUUUUUCCUACUACACAUCUUCGUCAUAUAACAUACCUCACAUAUCUCUCCCAUGUUUGUCUUCCAUGGCUGCGAAAUCCCCAGAAUUCACCAACCAACGUGACCAAUAUCAACUAAGAUACGCAUAACACACGAGUUUUAAUUCACCUCAAAUUCUCACCCAAGCGCCCUUGACGACGAUCCACGCUUAUCACUCACCUUGCAUUUUAAAUGCUACAUCCUGAAACCGCGGCUCUCAACAUCAAUUUUCACCGCCCGUCAUGGAGAACACUCUCUCACGAAGUCACAGUUUGAAGCCUCCCAGGCGCAAACUCCAAAAACCUGACCCGAAACUCAAAAGCCUCAACAAAGCUAAGCGCGGUUCUACCGACUCGACCAUGUCUAGCCUCAGCCCUCAGAGCAGUAUGUCUUCACCGUCGCAACGACAAAUUCAGAACGGCGCUCCCGAUUUGAGCGAUUCAAAAUGGGAUCAUUAUCUUCGACCAAAGACUGUUUUUGUGCCCUCAUUUUCAGAGCCGGAGGACCAUCUUCAGCCAGAGAUCAAUUCACCAUAUGAACCGCCUCAGCAACAGCACCAUCAGUACCAACACGAACCUGAAUCCGAGCCACCGAGGGCGUUCUUCAGUCCUCCGCCACGGAGACAAUCUUCUCAGCGCCAAAUCCCAGAAUUUCACCAUUUGACCCUCCAGGAUCAUCAUGCGCGACCAUCAUUGGACAGCUCUUCUCUCCCUUCGACCGCAUCAACUACCUCGACAUCAUCUAUCAUGCGACGCCAGGCCAAGACACCAGUCUUUCGAAUAGGACAACUAGAGCAACAUGCACUUGCGCGCAAGGCGAAGGAUGUGCCAGAGAAGACGUCAAGCGUUGAAUUGAUCGCUGAUCAGUAUAACGCUGUUCUUGAGUCGAGAGAUGGCCCACCAGCGCUGGACUCACAGUUACCAUCACGAGCAUCGACAUAUUCAUUCGACGACACCCCUCUUCAGAUAUCUCCCCACGGAGCCAAGCGACAAAGUUUACGGUCAUCAAAUACGUAUUCAUCUAUGACGGCUAUACCCCGUCAGCUGAGACCCAGACUCAGGUCAGCAGCGACUCACGAUACGAAUGUGGCUGCCGUUGAAGGAGACACUAUUUACUUCAAGCCAUAUUCAUUCUCACCACCACCAUCUCCCGAUCAGACCCCCGGAACACCACGAGGUUCUUGGACAGAUGAAUUUCGACCACCUUCAUCAUCAGGGCACUCAUUCCAGGAAAACAUCAGCCUUCAAAUAGCGCUCGAUCUACUCACUAGCGAAUUAUCAUCGGUUGUGUCAGGCCGACCACAGCGAAACGGACAAGAUACUGCAGCACUGCAGGUUUGGGUUAUGAUCGAGGCGUACGAGAGACUACGCGAUCAACUAACACGACAACAAUCAUCAAACGCAGAGGCACAAAAAGUGGCAACCAUGUUCGACUGCUGGUUGGCCUCCCUUUACUCGAUCCAUUCCUCCCUCACAGAGAGCACACUGCCCAGUCCCACAGAAUAUGCAGGACUAGAAGAAGAUUUGGAUUAGACUUGAGACAGACAUGAUGUACACGAGGACAUGUGUACGCAAAUAACGAACAUUAUGGUAACUGGCGUUAUGGGCGCGGCCAGAGGGAAUAACCUGGCAUUGGUUAGGAUAGGAUAGGAUAGGACAGGACAGGGCAAAAGCGGCUGGAGCUGCGGAUAGGAUUGGAUGGGAGAUACCUGGAGGAACUUGUUUUUUUUAGUUACUGCACUUUGAAUUUACCUUGAUCAAUGA